Salvia miltiorrhiza (redroot sage) is the source of this 2217-nucleotide messenger RNA. RefSeq names its product LEC14B homolog. Lineage: Eukaryota; Viridiplantae; Streptophyta; Magnoliopsida; Lamiales; Lamiaceae. Gene Ontology annotation, biological process: proteasome-mediated ubiquitin-dependent protein catabolic process. Gene Ontology annotation, cellular component: Cul4-RING E3 ubiquitin ligase complex. Gene Ontology annotation, molecular function: protein binding. Bases 603 to 2024 code for a protein of 473 amino acids. The transcript has 10 exons. The record is from RefSeq and is a predicted model, not a curated record.
CACUCAUCUUCUUGGUCCAGAUUUUUGCCACGCGACCUCACGCGAGUGAGCUAAACUCGAGCUCGCAGCAACUGUGAAAAGCCGAGUAUCCAACCGUCUUUGAUUACGCUCAUCGUCAUCACAAUUCACACACACACACACACACACACACACAAUCUCGAUGGAAUACGUUCCCAUUCAUUGCUAAGAAAAUCUGAAAAUCAAUCAAGCGAAAAAUCGGAUUCUCUUUUGUUAGUCAGAGAAUUUUGACUCAGCCUUUUCAGGUAGUAAAAAUGUCGUAGCUAGCACUUUCAUUCCCACCAAAAUUCGUGAUGCUCCGUCGUUUGCGUGGGCAAUUUUUUGGGCGCUGACGUCACUGAUUACGAUUGCCGACCGUUUUGCUCUAGCACUCUUGCUAUCAUUUCUUGGAAGUCAGGAAUUUUAGUGAUAGCAGUGAUUGAAGCUGGAGUAUUUGGUUUUUGGAUUCUGCCUGAUGAAGUGGAGAUCAAGGGUCUUUUUUGAAAAGGAUUAAUUGAAGUUUGAGCUUUGUAUUGUAGAGCAGUUUACUCCUUUUUUUCCUUUUCUUGGUGGGUAGGAAGACAAAAACAAACAAAUUUUGGAAAAUGAGUAGGCCGAGAAGAUAUAUUACUCCUGGAGAUUGCUUUGACGAGCCUGUAGAAUUAUCGUGUGGCCGUGUGCGACUAGGUUGUGCCGAUGAUGAAUUUGCUCAGCUGACAAAGUUAAGGUCCGCACCACACAAGCGUCUGAGGCAGGUGUUGCCCGGAGAGGCAACAUCACUCGUUUCGCCAGUGCAAAUGAUGUUGGGUAGGGAGUGCAACUACAGUGGGAGAGGCAGGUUUUCUUUAUCGGAUUCUUGUCAUGUUUUGAGCCGAUAUUUGCCUGUCCGUACUACUCCCUCUGUGGUCGAUAAGAUGACGAGCUGUGCAUAUGUGUCCCAAUUUUCUGAUGAUGGUUCUCUUUUCGUUGCUGGAUUUCAGGAAAGCCAUAUCAAAAUAUAUGAUGUUGAUCGUGGAUGGAAAAUUCAUAAAGACAUUCGUGCCAGGAGCUUGAGGUGGACUAUCACUGAUACUGCUCUGUCACCAGAUCGUCGUUUUCUUGUUUAUUCCAGCAUCUCUCCAGUUGUGCAUAUCGUAGAUGUUGGAUCUGCUACAAAACAGUCUCAUGCAAACGUGACGGAGAUUCAUGAAGGUCUGGAAUUUUCAUCUAACAGUGAUGAUUAUGAGGACUAUUCUUUUGGCAUCUUCUCCGUUAAGUUUUCUACUGAUGGGCGAGAAAUUGUUGCUGCUAGCAGCGACGAUGCAAUAUAUGUUUAUGAUCUUGAAGCAAGAAAACUAAGCCUCCGAAUUGCAGCUCAUCGGGCUGAUGUCAAUUCUGUAUGCUUUGCUGAUGAAAGUGGUAACGUCAUAUAUUCAGGAAGCGAUGAUUGCCUGUGCAAAGUUUGGGACAGGCGUUGCCUUGCAACCAAGGGGCAAGCUGCUGGAGUCCUGAUGGGACAUUUAGAAGGCAUCACAUUCAUCGAUACUCGUGGAGAUGGUCGUUACUUCAUCUCAAAUGGAAAAGAUCAAUCAAUCAAACUUUGGGAUAUAAGGAAGAUGUCAUCUAAUGUUAAUUAUGUGCCAAGACGUCGAUAUUCUGAAUGGGAUUAUAGAUGGAUGGAAUAUCCAGAACAGGCUAGAAAUCUGAGGCUUCCCGAUGAUCUGUCAAUAGCAACAUAUAAAGGACAUACUGUCUUGCGCACUCUGAUACGCUGUUAUUUCUCGCCAGCAUAUAGCACAGGGCAAAGGUAUAUAUAUACAGGAUCAACUGAUUCCUGCGUCUACGUUUAUGAUGUGUUGAGUGGCGAUCAAGUUGCAAAACUCGAUUUCCACGAGGAUCCUGUACGCGACUGCAACUGGCACCCGUUCUACCCUAUGCUGGUGAGCUCAUCCUGGGACGGCAUGAUUGCGCGUUGGGUGUUCCCCGAUAACGGGGAAAACACGGCACCGGCUAGACCAGUCAGAAGAAGAAGACGGUUUUUCUACUAAUUUUGGUAACUCAAGAAUGGCAUGUAAAAAUAUCGUUAGUCAUCACUUUUUGAGCCGUCUUGUUGUAUGCUUACUGUUUUCAACUUCUUUAUUAAUUAGGAUUUUAGUUGCAGACUACAUUACAUGUUGAUGUUACAUACACGCAGAUCCCUUUUUCUCAACUUCUUGUGUAUAGAAAUGUUUGGCAUCUGCA